Molecule: messenger RNA, 885 nt
Organism: Arvicola amphibius (Eurasian water vole)
Lineage: Eukaryota; Metazoa; Chordata; Mammalia; Rodentia; Cricetidae
Gene: Atp4b
Product: ATPase H+/K+ transporting subunit beta
Exons: 7
Coding region: 1-885 (294 amino acids)
Biological process (GO): sodium ion export across plasma membrane; potassium ion import across plasma membrane; intracellular sodium ion homeostasis
Cellular component (GO): sodium:potassium-exchanging ATPase complex
Molecular function (GO): ATPase activator activity
Source: RefSeq, a predicted model, not a curated record
AUGGCAGCCCUACAGGAGAAGAAGUCGUGCAGCCAGCGCAUGGCCGAAUUCCGGCACUACUGUUGGAACUCGGACACAGGGCAGAUGCUGGGUCGCACCCCAGCCCGGUGGGUGUGGAUCAGCCUCUACUACGCAGCCUUCUAUGUGGUCAUGACGGGACUCUUCGCCUUGUGCAUCUAUGUGCUGAUGCAGACCAUCGACCCCUACACCCCAGACUACCAAGACCAGUUGAAGUCACCGGGGGUAACCUUGAGACCUGAUGUGUACGGAGACAGAGGGCUGAAGAUUUCCUACAACGUCUCUGAAAACACCUCCUGGGCUGGCCUCACAGACAUCCUCCACAGUUUCUUAGCAGGCUACACCCCAGCAUCCCAGCAGGACAGCAUCAACUGUACCUCUGAAAAGUACUUCUUCCAGGAGAGCUUUGCAGCUCCAAACCACACCAAGUUCUCCUGCAAAUUCACUGCAAACAUGCUGCAGAACUGCUCGGGCUUGGUGGACCCCAGCUUCGGCUUCGAGGAGGGAAAGCCCUGCUUCAUUAUUAAAAUGAACAGGAUUGUCAAGUUCCUGCCCAGCAACAACACAGCCCCUCGAGUGGACUGCACCUUCCAGGAUGAUCACCGACAUCCCCAGAAGUACACUGAGCCCCUGCAGGUCGAGUACUACCCACCCAAUGGUACCUUCAGCCUCCACUACUUCCCCUACUACGGCAAGAAAGCCCAGCCCCAUUACAGUAACCCUCUGGUGGCAGCAAAGCUUCUCAACGUCCCCAAGAACACAGAAGUCCUCAUCGUGUGCAAGAUCCUGGCAGACCAUGUGACCUUCGACAAUCCCCAUGACCCGUAUGAAGGGAAAGUGGAGUUCAAGCUUACAAUACAGAAGUAA